This is a messenger RNA of Brassica oleracea var. oleracea, 2367 nucleotides long. RefSeq names its product trifunctional UDP-glucose 4,6-dehydratase/UDP-4-keto-6-deoxy-D-glucose 3,5-epimerase/UDP-4-keto-L-rhamnose-reductase RHM3. Lineage: Eukaryota; Viridiplantae; Streptophyta; Magnoliopsida; Brassicales; Brassicaceae. Gene Ontology annotation, biological process: flavonol biosynthetic process; UDP-rhamnose biosynthetic process; auxin export across the plasma membrane. The transcript has 3 exons. Bases 162 to 2159 code for a protein of 665 amino acids. Gene Ontology annotation, molecular function: dTDP-glucose 4,6-dehydratase activity; UDP-glucose 4,6-dehydratase activity; UDP-L-rhamnose synthase activity. The record is from RefSeq and is a predicted model, not a curated record.
CACAGUGUUUUCUGAGACGCUCGUUAGAUGCUUCCUCCUCCUCUUCUUCACUCUUAUAUUUAUUCCUCUCAUCUCUACACAUCUCGAGAUCUUCUCCUUCUUCAAGCUUAGUUUGAUCUUGAUCCGAAUCGACUCGAUAUUAUUAUAACUUUCACAUCACAAUGGCCACAUAUAAGCCCAAGAACAUCCUCAUCACCGGCGCCGCGGGAUUCAUCGCCUCCCACGUGGCCAACAGGCUAGUCCGCACCUACCCCGACUACAAAAUCGUGGUCCUCGACAAGCUCGACUACUGCUCCAACCUCAAGAACCUCAACCCUUCCAAAUCCUCCCCCAACUUCAAGUUCGUCAAGGGCGACAUCGCCAGCGCCGACCUCGUCAACUACCUUCUCAUCACCGAGAACAUCGACACCAUCAUGCACUUCGCUGCGCAGACUCACGUCGACAACUCCUUCGGUAACAGCUUCGAGUUCACCAAGAACAAUAUUUACGGGACCCAUGUGCUUCUCGAGGCUUGUAAAGUCACUGGGCAGAUCAGGAGGUUUAUUCAUGUGAGUACUGAUGAGGUUUAUGGAGAGACUGAUGAGGAUGCUUCCGUGGGGAAUCACGAAGCUUCUCAGUUGCUUCCGACUAAUCCGUAUUCGGCUACUAAGGCGGGUGCUGAGAUGCUUGUGAUGGCGUAUGGGAGAUCUUAUGGGUUGCCGGUGAUAACUACCCGUGGGAAUAAUGUUUAUGGUCCUAAUCAGUUUCCUGAGAAGUUGAUUCCUAAGUUUAUUUUGUUGGCUAUGAGUGGGAAGCCGCUUCCGAUCCACGGAGAUGGGUCUAAUGUUAGGAGUUACCUCUACUGUGAAGAUGUUGCUGAGGCGUUUGAGGUUGUUUUGCACAAAGGGGAGGUUAACCAUGUGUAUAAUAUUGGGACGACGAAAGAGAGGAGAGUGAUUGAUGUGGCUAAUGAUAUCUCCAAGCUCUUUGGGAUUAACCCUGACUCCACCAUCCAGUUUGUGGAGAACCGGCCGUUUAAUGACCAGAGGUACUUCCUUGACGACCAGAAGCUGAAGAAACUGGGGUGGGCUGAACGAACCACUUGGGAGGAAGGGCUGAAGAAGACGAUGGAAUGGUACACUGCGAACCCUGAGUGGUGGGGAGAUGUUUCUGGAGCUUUGCUGCCUCAUCCAAGGAUGCUGAUGAUGCCUGGUGAUAGACUCUGUGAUAGUGGUGACGAGCACAAGGAUGCUGAUGGUAAUCAGACGUUCACGGUGGUUACUCCCCCCAAGACUGGUGGUUCUGGAGACAACAAAACCUCCUUGAAGUUCCUCAUCUAUGGCAAGACUGGGUGGCUCGGUGGGCUUCUAGGAAAGCUCUGUGAGAAGCAAGGGAUUGCGUACGAGUAUGGGAAAGGUAGGCUAGAGGACAGAGCUUCUCUUGUGGCGGAUAUUCGUAGAGUCAAACCUACUCAUGUCUUCAAUGCAGCCGGUUUAACGGGUAGACCCAAUGUUGACUGGUGUGAGUCACACAAAACAGAGACCAUCCGAGUCAACGUGGCUGGUACUUUGACUCUCGCAGAUGUUUGCAGAGAGAAUGGGUUGUUGAUGAUGAACUUUGCCACCGGUUGUAUAUUUGAGUAUGACGCUGCACAUCCAGAAGGUUCAGGGAUUGGCUUUAAGGAAGAAGAUAAACCGAACUUCACCGGUUCCUUCUACUCAAAAACAAAGGCAAUGGUGGAAGAGCUUCUAAGAGAAUUUGACAACGUAUGCACCUUGAGAGUGCGUAUGCCAAUCUCAUCCGACUUGAACAACCCACGAAACUUCAUCACCAAGAUCUCGCGUUACAACAAAGUGGUGAACAUCCCAAACAGCAUGACCAUACUAGACGAACUCUUACCAAUCUCGAUCGAGAUGGCGAAGAGGAACCUGAGGGGGAUAUGGAACUUCACCAAUCCAGGAGUGGUGAGCCACAACGAGAUACUAGAGAUGUACAAGAGUUACAUCGAGCCGGGUUUCAAAUGGUCCAACUUCACUUUGGAAGAACAGGCUAAGGUCAUUGUUGCACCACGGAGCAACAACGAGAUGGAUGGUGCUAAGCUCAGCAAGGAGUUUCCGGAGUUGCUUUCCAUCAAAGAUUCGUUGAUCAAAUACGUCUUCGAACCCAACAAGAGAACGUAAGAGCCUCUCGUUAAGAAUACACUACACACUUCCUCUUUCUCUGUUCAUUGUUAUAUUAUCCUGCAGGUAGUUUCACUGUAAUGAUUCUACUAUAAUUUGAUUUGAUUUAUCAUGUAAUUCAUUUACUCCUUUUUGGUACUCUACGACAAAACACAUCUUUGUUUACAUUAAUAUUAUUACAGAUUUAUCUGAGUUUUAUUUUAUAUCA